Molecule: messenger RNA, 272 nt
Organism: Mycena citricolor
Lineage: Eukaryota; Fungi; Basidiomycota; Agaricomycetes; Agaricales; Mycenaceae
Source: the annotation of a GenBank genome assembly
AAAAGACGGAGUGCGCCACGGUGUGCCAUUUCGACUGAUUUCCAUCUGCUGCCUUAUACAAGGCUUCUCGUACAUCGAAGUGCGGUCGCUCGGACAGGUUUGCUUGUGAGUUGUAUCCCGAUAUCCGAAUGUGCCGUAUCUUGUAUUGUUUCUCCAGCAGGGUCCCCCACCUACACAAGAUGUCUUGGAAGAUCCAGUUCGCCAGGGCCGACGCGUUUUCUCGACGGAGCAUCCUCCAUUCUGGGUAGUGCGUCAGCGAGCAUCGACCCUGG